Acanthosepion pharaonis is the source of this 1080-nucleotide messenger RNA. The record is from the annotation of a GenBank genome assembly. Lineage: Eukaryota; Metazoa; Mollusca; Cephalopoda; Sepiida; Sepiidae.
AUGCGUAUAUGCGAAAAAAAAAAGCAGCCGUAUACAUAUUACGACUGCUAUCUAUCUUUGUUCGUUUCUAUCUAUCUAUCUAUCUAUCUCUGUAUUCAUAUCUAUCUAUCUAUCUAUCUAUCUAUCUAUCUAUCUAUCUCUGUGUUCAUAUCUAUCUAUCUAUCUAUCUAUCUAUCUAUCUAUCUAUCUAUCUAUCUAUCUAUCUCUGUGUUCAUAGCCAUCUAUCUAUCUAUCUAUCUAUCUAUCUAUCUAUCUAUCUCUGUUUUCAAAUCUAUCUAUCUAUCUAUCUAUCUCUGUGUUCAUAUCUAUCUAUCUAUCUAUCUAUCUAUCUCUGUUUUCAAAUCUAUCUAUCUAUCUAUCUAUCUAUCUCUGUGUUCAUAUCUAUCUAUCUAUCUAUCUAUCUAUCUAUGUGUUCAUAUCUAUCUAUCUAUCUAUCUAUCUAUCUAUCUAUCUAUCUAUCUCUGUGUUCAUAGCCAUCUAUCUAUCUAUCUAUCUAUCUAUCUAUCUAUCUAUGUGUUCAUAUCCAUCUAUCUAUCUCUGUGUUCAUAUCUAUCUAUCUAUCUAUCUAUCUAUCUAUCUAUCUAUCUAUCUAUCUAUGUGUUCAUAUCUAUCUAUCUAUCUAUCUAUCUAUCUAUCUAUCUAUCUAUCUAUCUAUCUCUGUGUUCAUAUCCAUCUAUCUAUCUAUGUGUUCAUAUCUAUCUAUCUAUCUAUCUAUCUAUCUAUCUAUCUAUCUGUUCAUAUCUAUCUAUCUAUCUAUCUAUCUAUCUAUCUAUCUAUCUAUCUAUCCGAUUAAUUAUUAUCUAUCUGAUUAAUUAUUUAAUCCAGAUUGGGACCAUAGGAAUUGAGUCACCGACGCGACCGAUCCAACGUGGUCAACAAUGCGACCUUCGUCUUAAUGUAUUCCGUAUUGAUUGUUUUGGCCAUCUACAAGAACAGCUUGCGUUUGGUAUCCAAUCCCAGAUCGACUGUAACCAGAGACAGGCUGGCGACGUUGCCCUUAACGGCGUCGAUUGGGUUACCGUCCGGGAGUCUCACCUCUCUGCGCCACAGCUUGACCGCCUUAUGAAAUGCAAAGAAUAA